ACAUGUCGAUGCCUGAUGAUCAUCGCUCUGCUCCGGGGGCUAGCGUCCAUCAUUGUCUCAGUGCUGGGGCUGAAAUGCACAAAGAUCGGCAGCACUUCUCAACAGGUCAAGGGCAAAAUCACUCUGACCGGCGGCAGCUUGUUCAUCUUAUCAGGUCUUUCCACCUUGACUGCUGUGUCAUGGUACACUGCACGGGUGGUGCAGGAGUUCCAUGAUCCAUUUUUUGCAGGAGUAAGGUUUGAGCUGGGUACAGGUCUAUACAUGGGCUGGGGAGCUGCCUGUCUGGCCAUUCUAGGUGGGGUCAUGCUCUGCUGUUAUGGAAGAGAGGUCCAUCAGCACCACCAACAGGGGGAUAUUCAUACAACUACUCCAAAACAAGCCGUGUACAACAGAUCUACAGGGAAGCACCUGUGUCAGAGUCUGGGAAUUCAAAAGCUUAUGUUUAAAGCAGUUUCAAAUGUUUUUUGUUUUUUUUAAAUCUCAAUGUUUGUUUGUCUGU
Salvelinus sp. IW2-2015 is the source of this 499-nucleotide messenger RNA. Lineage: Eukaryota; Metazoa; Chordata; Actinopteri; Salmoniformes; Salmonidae. The record is from RefSeq and is a predicted model, not a curated record.